Octopus bimaculoides (California two-spot octopus) is the source of this 2187-nucleotide messenger RNA. RefSeq lists its product as uncharacterized. Gene Ontology annotation, molecular function: DNA-binding transcription factor activity, RNA polymerase II-specific; RNA polymerase II cis-regulatory region sequence-specific DNA binding. Gene Ontology annotation, biological process: regulation of transcription by RNA polymerase II. Lineage: Eukaryota; Metazoa; Mollusca; Cephalopoda; Octopoda; Octopodidae. The record is from RefSeq and is a predicted model, not a curated record.
CGGAACAGCCUGCUCGUGAAAUUAACGUGCAAGUGGCUGAGCACUCCACAGACACGUGUAUCCUUAACGUAGUUCUCGGGGAUAUUCAGUGUGACAAGGCUGACCCUUUGAAAUACGGGCACAACAGAAACAGGAAGUAAGAGUGAGAGAAAGUUGUGGUGAAAGAGUACAGCAGGGUUCGCCACCAUCCCCUGCCGGAGCCUCGUGGAGCUUUAGGUGUUUUCGCUCAAUAAACACUCACAACGCUCGGUCUGGGAAUCGAAACCGCGAGUACGCUGCCCUAACCGCUGGGCCAUUGCGCCUCCACAAUUAGUGCGUUUAACAAGUUUAAAUUAGUAAGCCUGUUACUCCCUCUAUCGGAGAAUGAAGGAAAUACAUAACAUAUAAAGGGGAACAACUUCACGCCGAGUGUCAAUAUUAUUGUUGAUCGAUCGCCGAGUGACUCAAUUAGAGGAACGGGUCAAACCCUUUACCCUUUAGUUUGACCGAUGGAUCUUCGUACGGCGAGCUACGUUAGUGUUGGUAACCGUUUCAAAUCCCAGAAAUGCUGGCAGCAGGAAGAGGUCAGAACGAUGCUGUUGGCAUGGAAACUGGCUGAAGGAGCGCCACUCAACACUCUCAUUGCAGACUCCCUGGAGACUUUUGGUUUCCAUCGAAUAUACCCUGUUUCUCCCUCUCGCGGGGGAUUGAGGAACAACAUGAUGCAUAAAGGGGAACAACUUCAUACAGAGUUCGAAAUAAUUGUCAAUCGGGCGCUGGAUGACUCUAUUGGAGGAACGACAAUAUCACAUGACAUUGGCAUCAAAGCAUCAUUUCCAUCAGAUAACAUCAUCAAUAUUCAUCACCUUUUAAAGACUGACAGAAAAUAUUGUACAGAAUUCCAGUGAAAUAUUUCUUCUCAACUGAGAUUGAUAGCAACAUUUCUCUUGUGAAAUAUUUGGAAUGUCUACAAGAUUCUUUUGUAAUGAAGUUGAACUUGGAUAAUUUUAAAUUGUAUCUGAGAAUAUUUUCAGACAUUAAGAAGGAUUCCUGUUGAUGGAAAGAGAGCAAUAGCAGUAUUUAUUAGGAAUAAUCUGUAGGACAAGAACAAAAACUGUAUCCACAUAUGUUGUGUUGAUUGAAGUAAGAUAAUGGAUAAAUUGAUUAUUUAAGAUAGUUGAAGAAUAUAUUCUUAUUCUGAAGAGAUGUCACAAAAGAAACCACAAUCAACAUAUCACUGUGAUAUCUGUGGUAGAUCAUUCUCCCUAAAUGGUAACUUAACUAAGCACAAACGUAUUCACACAGGAGAGAAGCCAUUUCAUUGUGGUAUCUGUGGUAAAUCUUUCCCUCGGAAUAGCCAUUUAGCUGUUCACAAACGUAUUCAUACAGGUGAGAAACCAUUUCACUGUGAUAUCUGUGGCAAAUCAUUCUCCCAGGUAGGUGGCUUAACUAUACACAAACGUAUUCAUACGGGAGAGAAGCCAUUUCAUUGUGAUAUCUGUGGCAAAUCAUUAUCUCAGGGAACUGCCUUAACUAUACACAAACGUGUUCAUACAGGAGAGAAGCCAUUUCACUGUGAUAUUUGUGGUAAUUCAUUCUCUCAAAUAACUGGCUUAACUGUACACAAAUGUAUUCAUACAGGAGAGAAGCCAUUUCGCUGUGAUGUUUGUGGUAAUUCAUUCUCUGGAAGUAGCUAUCUAACGAUACAUAGACGUAUUCAUACAGGGGAGAAACCAUUUCACUGUGAUGUCUGUGGCAAAUCAUUCUCUCGGGGAACUGCCUUAACUGUACACAGACGUAUUCAUUCGGGGGAGAAGCCAUUUCGCUGUGAUAUCUGUGGUAAAUCAUUCUCUCAAAACAGUCACUUAGCUAAACAUAUGUCUAUCCAUACAAAAGUGUGACUAUGUCAUUAUCAAAUUCAUUGCACCUCUUUACAACCAACUAUUUAACAUCUUUUUCCAGAUAAAUCACAACUUAGCCCUCUGGCCUUAACAGUAAUCUGUAAAUCCUUCACGUUAAUCACACUCAGAAUCGUUCUUUUUUCAGGUACUAUUUUCUUAGUACAUUCUAUGUUUGUAACCUCUUACAACAUACAGAGAUAUGUUGUUCUGUUUAUAUCCAGUUUUACUCCAGUUUAUACUGUCAAAUUUGGUUCUAAAAAUCUUUGUCUUAUGUAACCAUAAAUAAAAAAUAUCUCAUAUAACCACA